AUGCGAUCGAACGCCCUCAAGGCUACCAGUACUGGCUCACGAGCUGCCCGGAUCGCCGUUCACUCUCACAUUCAUGGGCUCGGCCUCGACGAAGAUGGCCUCGGAAAGGAGGACGGACAGGGGUUUAUUGGUCAGAGGAGCGCCAGAGAGGCUUGUGGGCUUGUGCUAGAUCUUAUACGUACGAGAAGGUUUUCUGGACGGGCUUUACUCUUGGCCGGUGGACCCGGAUCCGGAAAGACAGCAUUGGCAUUGGCCAUGGCUCAGGAAUUGGGCCCAAAGGUCCCUUUCUGUCCGAUGGUUGGAAGCGAAGUUUACAGCAAUGAAGUUAAAAAGACUGAGGUUUUAAUGGAAAACUUCCGGCGCGCCAUCGGGCUACGUGUAAAAGAAACGAAGGAGGUUUACGAGGGAGAAGUGACUGAAUUGACGCCAGCUGAAACCGAAAAUCCACUUUCAGCCUACGGAAAAACCAUUUCACACGUCGUGGUCUCAUUAAAAACUGCCAAAGGUACCAAGCAACUUCGGCUUGAUCCCAGUAUCUUCGAUAGCAUUCAGCAGGAGAGAGUCACCGUUGGAGAUGUGAUUUAUAUCGAGGCCAACACUGGAGCUGUCAAGCGUGUGGGUAGAUCAGAUGUCUUUGCGACAGAAUUCGAUUUGGAAGCGGAAGAAUACGUGCCACUGCCAAAGGGAGAAGUUCACAAGAAGAAAGAAAUUGUCCAGGAUGUCACUCUCCAUGAUCUCGACAUGGCUAAUGCACGGCCUCAAGGUGGACAAGAUAUCAUGAGUGUAAUGGGUCAGAUUGUGAAAGGCAGAAGGACUGAAGUGACCGAUAAGCUCCGGGAAGAAAUCAACAAAGUCGUCGAUCGGUACAUCGCACAGGGAAUUGCCGAACUCGUACCUGGUGUAUUAUUUAUCGACGAGGUACACAUGCUUGACAUUGAAUCGUUUACAUACUUGAAUCGUGCACUAGAGUCGGCCAUAUCUCCGCACGUGAUCCUUGCAACAAAUCGAGGGAUGUGUACGAUCAGGGGGACAGAAAAUGAACUAGGCUCGGGAUCAGCCAGCUCAGAGGGGAUCGUUGCACCCCACGGGAUUCCUGUUGAUCUGCUGGAUAGGUGCAUGAUUGUUCGGACUGUGCCCUACAACCGGGAUGAGCGCAAAACAAUAUUGAGUCUGAGGGCUAAAGUCGAAGAUCUCAAGGUGGAUGAAGCCGCUCUGGAUAAACUUGCGGACCGGGCCAUGGAAACUUCUCUUCGAUAUGCUCUACAGUUGUUGACACCCAGUGCAAUCCUGGGUACCGUUUCCGGACAAGAAGGUAUCAACGUACAGGAUGUUGGAGAAACUGACAACUUAUUUAUGGACGCAAAAUCAUCAGCACGGAUGUUGGCAAACUAUGAAGGUCAAUAUAUCCGGUGA
Molecule: messenger RNA, 1413 nt
Organism: Puccinia graminis f. sp. tritici CRL 75-36-700-3
Lineage: Eukaryota; Fungi; Basidiomycota; Pucciniomycetes; Pucciniales; Pucciniaceae
Product: RuvB-like helicase 1
Exons: 7
Coding region: 1-1413 (470 amino acids)
Biological process (GO): chromatin remodeling; box C/D snoRNP assembly; regulation of transcription by RNA polymerase II
Cellular component (GO): Swr1 complex; Ino80 complex; R2TP complex
Molecular function (GO): DNA helicase activity; ATP binding; ATP hydrolysis activity
Source: RefSeq, a predicted model, not a curated record